Colletotrichum phormii is the source of this 2112-nucleotide messenger RNA. Its product is annotated as spindle pole body formation-associated protein-domain-containing protein. The transcript has 2 exons. Lineage: Eukaryota; Fungi; Ascomycota; Sordariomycetes; Glomerellales; Glomerellaceae. The coding region runs from base 1 to 2112 and encodes 703 amino acids. The record is from RefSeq and is a predicted model, not a curated record.
AUGUUGGGCUGGGUUCUUAGACGAGGGUUGGAGGGCGCGUCCGGGGGAAACAAGGCAAACACAGGCGCAGACGACACAACACAGAUUGAGCAACCAGAUACGCCCGCGCCCGUCUUUGCCGCCCGCGCACUCAAAAGCGCCAUCUUUGGAACACCCGCGCGACCUGACGACGACAAUACUGUCAGCAUGGCGCGUCGCAAGGACGAAGACGACUCUGAUGCCGAGUCCCGAACCCCGAUGAAACAACCUCAAGGAAUCCUUCUUACCCCAGGAACCGGAACAUCUCGGCGGAAGCGUGUGUCCUUUGGGCACGAUGUGCUGGACAAUAAGAAGAUCGAUAACAGAAAGGGCAAAGAAGUCGACAAUGACGAACCGCCUGGGAGGUUUCCAGACAGCUUUGCAGACACAACUAGCGACUCCGCAAGCAAGCGCACCAAAUUGACCGAAACAAUGGAAAACUCCCGGGGCAACAAAGGAACUUCAAGCUCGCGGGAAAGGAGCCAGACGCGGACCACUGCAGCCAGGAAUGACGACGCGGAGGACGAAUGGGAGGAAGCCGACGACGACCAAUGCAUGCACGAUAUCACAAUGGACCUUAACGAGCCCCAUUCGCGGUCGGGCAAGUACUGGAAGUCGGAAUUCGAGCAAUACCACCAGGACGCUAAAGCCGAGAUGGAGAAAUUGCUCAAAUACAAGCAGCUUGCCAAGUCGUAUGCCAAGAUGAAGGACGCCGAGGCUAUCGACCUCAACGCCAAACUCAGGGAAGAGCAAGAAAAGGCUGCUAAGAUGGAGAAGAAGAUCUCCGACAUGGCAGCGCAGAUUGCCGCGAAGCAGCGAGCCAGUGGCGCAGAGAGAGACAACCCCCAGCUGAUUAAGGACUUGGCCAAACAAACGGCCGUUGCUGUCGAAUACCGGACGCAGGUGCAGGAACUAGCGGCACUUCUAGAGAACCGCGAAAACGGCGAAGACGACGAAGGGGAUGCACGAAGCAGGCGCCGGCGGCAGGCUGCGUCACCACGAACACACAAGACCUUGCUCGAGGCCCAGCGAGAGUUGAGAAAGGCUAGAACACAAGUCAAAGAGAAUGGGCAGUUACGGGAGGAAGUUGAGCGGCUCAAAUCCGACCUCCUGUUUGCCGAGCAACGAGCAAACAAGCUCGCUGAAGAAAACAAACGACUUGCAGAGCAACAUCCGUUACAGAACAAGGAACAAGGCAAAGACUCCACGGCAUCGGGGAAGCGCGUGGAUGAGCUGGAGGAGGCGAUUCGGAAAAAAGACGAUGAGUUACGCAAGUUGAAGUCGGAGUUCGAGACUUACAGGACGGAUGCCGAGGCCACGCAAGAAGACACGCGGCGUAUCUUGGAAAAGGCAACGGAGAAGAUCAACUAUCUUAAGAGGGAAAACAAGACUCUCAAAGCAGGAACAGCUGAUGUGCCCAAGACGAAGAGCACCGCCGCUCCGCCUGAACGGGAGCCUACUGCCAGGGAACACCGCGCUCAAGAGACUGAUCGCUUCACUGCGGAUCACAAGAGCCGCAAAACUUCGGGCGAGACAGGCCGUCGGAGCUUCGACCUGGUAGAAUCGCUCGGCAAAAAGCUCAACGAGCCAAAGUCUCAAAACCUCCGGGACAAAUACCAACGAGACGCGGACUCUCUCAGCUCAGAUGAUGAGCCACCCGCAAGGGAGCCGCCGAGACGCCCUCAGUCGGAGAUCUUUUCGAACCGUGUCAACCUGGACAAGCCUAAGUGGCGACCUUUCAUCCCAAGGUCCCCCCGCAACAGAGAAUACCUAGGUUCUGACCUCAACGACCGAAUCGUCACGUCGAGCGAGGUUCCGACAGGCAGCACGCCGGCACCGCGACACAGGUUCUCCAGCAAGGACAAGGACGCUCCAAUCGAUCUGCUACAGGAUCGAUUUGCCCGGCUAGGGGGACCAGGCGAGCCUGAUAUUGAGGCAAGCACCAUGCUGGCGGCGAACAUGUCAAAGAGCACAUUACCUCCGCAGAGACGAGCAGCAGCCAUUGCGCGAAUAGAACAGAGAAAGGCCGACAAGAGGCGCGCGGCGUCGGGCCAGAGCAACAACAAGGAGAAUAUGCGACCACAGCGCUCAUGA